Messenger RNA from Volvox carteri f. nagariensis, 756 nucleotides. RefSeq lists its product as uncharacterized. Bases 1 to 756 code for a protein of 251 amino acids. The transcript has 2 exons. The record is from RefSeq and is a predicted model, not a curated record. NCBI's taxonomy places the organism in Eukaryota, Viridiplantae, Chlorophyta, Chlorophyceae, Chlamydomonadales, Volvocaceae.
AUGGGCGGAUUGGCAGGCGGAGCUUGGCUUGGCAUUGGGCUCGGCUGCGGCUUUGUCCUAGGAGUCACAGCCUAUGUGUUCGUCACAUGCUUGAUUCGCAGGCGGAAGAAUGUCGCACCUCAACCACAAGCUAGGCUUGCUGCUCAGCGCGCCAGUGUUGGUGGUUUCACCAGCCUUGCUCAUGUCCGCGACACACCAUCAGCCAACAACCUCACGGCCGCAAUGCUCCCCGCCAAGCCACCUCACGGCGAGGAGGUGUUUUACUCGCCCUUGCAGAACAGCAUGGCCAAGCCCAGCAACGUGCGAAAUAGCGCCACAACCGGCGUCCUUCCUGACCCUGCGAUCUAUGGCGGCCAUGGCUCCGCUCUUAUGCAGGUCAUUGCCCCAGCAUCGUCCAUGCAGCCUGCAACUCUUGCCAUGCCACCUGCAACCCCUGUCGAUAAAGCUACAACCCAGGCUGUACCCUUCCAGUCCACACGCGACACAGCCGACCAAGGACUGCUGCAACCCAAACAGCAACACCAGCGCAUGUACUCCGUUGCCGACGCGUAUGGUGCUGAAGAUCUGGAUGACGAAUGGGCUGUCGUCCUCGGUGAUCUCGACGGUCUCCUGGCCAAGAAGGGUCAGCCAGGUCUGGCCUCCCCAGAGCGGGCGGUGGCCGUACGGCGGCUUAUUGCUGUAACGGGUAGCCAGGGCAUGCAGUUUGCGCUGGAGGCUGCGCUACAGGACGUCAUGCGGUACCGUUCCCGCAAGUAG